Molecule: messenger RNA, 1692 nt
Organism: Penicillium daleae
Lineage: Eukaryota; Fungi; Ascomycota; Eurotiomycetes; Eurotiales; Aspergillaceae
Product: fungal specific transcription factor domain-containing protein
Exons: 7
Coding region: 1-1692 (563 amino acids)
Biological process (GO): DNA-templated transcription
Cellular component (GO): nucleus
Molecular function (GO): DNA binding; zinc ion binding
Source: RefSeq, a predicted model, not a curated record
AUGUCGCGCCUGUCGACACCUCAAAAGAAAGUGCAUGCGGGAGCUGCCGUCGUGCUCCCUUGUAAGUACCUAGACCGCAACACUCCGGUGAUCAUGGCCACGCUGAUAAUGAGCCCUGGUGACACGGCGGCAUGGGAUCCAACGAGUCGCACCGGGCGGCUAAAGCAUCUUGAGCGGCUGGUACAUGUCAACGAAGAUGGGCCAGCGCCAGGCACACUUCCUGAUACUCAGUCCAGGUUCCAACCGGUUCUUAAUGAUCGCUUUCCGACCUCUUACUUUUUAGACCCGGAUCACUUUGUACCGCUUGGCUUAGGAUCACUUUCUUCACCGGCGCCACCAUUCAUACAGCACGCAUGGAGCCUUGUGCGGAAUCACUGGCAAGAAACGUGCGAGACAUACCUCGCGGCCAUCCAACCAUGGCUGCCUAUGCUGAGCAGGAAACGCCUCUACAGCGGCUUGGCCACUCUCACAGUCAAUCAAACGGCGGACGACGUGCUCCUCAUCUUGUGCAUGAGGCUGUGCACACAGAGUAAGCAGGAAAUGGGUAGCGACAAGCAGCUCGAAACCAACAUCUACAGCGCGGCUAAGCAGUGCUGCUUCUACGCAGAGGCAGGGGGUUUUGUUUCCCUGCGACUUGUUCAAUCACUUGUCCUCCUGGCUGUGUAUGAACUCGGCAACGCAAUAUAUCCCGCGGCUUAUCUCACAAUUGGACGGGCCUCACGAUUAUCCAGCAUGAUUGGCAUGCACAGUCGAAAGAAGGCGCGGCAACUAUUCGUCGACCCCGACACCUGGUCUCUACGCGAGGAGCAACGACGUACGUGGUGGGCUGUCUUUGUGCUCGACCGUAUCAUAUCGGCGGGUACAGAAGGGUUGGCCGUUGCUGCCCCGGCACCCGGCUCCGACUGCCUUCUCCCCUGCACCGACGUUGAUUGGGAUCAAGGAAACAUCAGCACAAACGAGCCUCUUCUCGCCGAAUCGUUUAAUGUAGGAGUGUCGCUUGGCUCCUUCGCUCGGACAUGCCAGGCCGCGCACAUGCUAGACAAGGUCCUAGCGCACGUCGGCCGGCGCAAGAACGACGUCGGCCAGGACGCGACGGAGGUGCUUGUCGAGGCGAUACAGCUGCACACAGCUCUCCAGGCUCUUGACGCGAGCCUCAUAUUUCCAGAAAUGCCUACCAAGGACUGGUAUCUGAGCCCAGAGACGCCGAUGCCGGCCCGGGGGGCGAAGACGGACGUCAUCAGUGCGCUAUGGCACUGUGCUGCUCCGCAAGCGCUGGAAUCGGAGGCGCAGGGGAUCGCAAUCCGGGAAAUCGAGCACCUAGCCGCCAUAACAGUCCCGAGGCUGGCGCGAGCGGUCGUACAGACUUCUGCGGCUGUUGUGACGAGGCAGACUAUCAACCCGCUGCUGGGGCACUGCAUGUAUUACGCGGCGACGGAAUGUGCGUGCUUCAUUAAGGAGAGCCACAUAAGCGACAUGCACGCGGCACUCACUCACAUUGUCCAAGGACUAAAGGCGGUCCAAUCGGAGUGGGAAGUAGGUGGGCGGUAUCUGUCGUUGCUUGAGAAAGCCGAAGUUCUGAAAUUGGUGGACGAAGGAACGCUGAUCCGAGACGCCACGGCUCUGAACUCUCAGCGACGUGAUGUUAAGGUCCUAAACGAAACGAGAACAUACUUCAUAUAUUUCCUUCAAUAA